GCUCUUCCCUGUGCUGGGAAAACAGCAACGGAAGGAAGUGAAGGAGCCACCCUGUGAUUUGCUGAGAUAGCCCCGUGGUGCCUGCGGAUGACGGCUCCCAGGACGCCCCACUGACGGAAUCUGGGGACAGGCUGCUGGGAGGCGGCUCUGAAGGGCCCCCCAAGGAGCCCUGUGAGCUACAAGGUGGUUUGGACCCCUGCGCUCUCCCUGACUCGUGAGAUGAAGUGAGGCAGGAGCAUCACGCUGUCUUUCCUGGCCAGACCUGAUUCCCAAGAUGGAACAAAGCUGAAGAACCGCUGCCUCGUCAUCUGUGAAUCGGGAGAAGACUGGGAUGGUCUCAAGUGCAUGGCCCUAGGCUGACUGCAGCGAUGAGUUCAGACGAGAAGGGCAUAUCCCCUGCUCAUAAAACAUCCACUCCGACCCACAGAAGUGCCUCCUCUUCAGUGUCCUCUCAGAGGGAGGGCAGGCAGAGUGUCCACAUUUUGGAAAGGACUGCUUCAUCCAGCACCGAGCCCUCUGCAAGCCGGCAGUUGCUGGAACCGGAGCCCAUCGCCCUCUCCAAGGAAGCCGACAGCUGGGAAAUUAUAGAAGGGCUGAAAAUCGGACAAACCAAUGUCCAGAAGCCAGACAAGCAUGAGGGAUUUAUGCUGAAGAAAAGAAAAUGGCCUUUAAAAGGCUGGCACAAGCGCUUUUUCGUCCUGGAUAAUGGAAUGUUAAAGUAUUCAAAGGCACCACUUGAUAUUCAGAAAGGGAAGGUCCAUGGGAGCAUCGACGUGGGACUGUCAGUCAUGUCAAUUAAAAAGAAAGCUCGGAGGAUAGACCUAGACACAGAAGAGCACAUCUAUCAUUUGAAGGUGAAAUCCCAGGACUGGUUUGAUGCCUGGGUCUCCAAACUGCGCCAUCACCGGUUAUACCGUCAGAAUGAAAUUGUGAGGUCACCGAGAGAUGCCAGUUUUCACAUAUUUCCUGCAACCUCUACAGCCGAGUCCUCUCCGGCUGCCAAUGUUUCUGUUGUUGAUGGAAAGAUGCAGCCCAACAGCUUCCCGUGGCAGUCCCCGUUACCGUGCAGCAGUAGCCUGCCUGUCACGUGCACGACGGGCCAGAGCAAAGUGGCGGCCUGGCUGCAGGACUCGGAGGAGAUGGACAGGUGUGCCGAAGAUCUUGCACACUGCCAGUCAAACCUUGUGGAACUUAGCAAGCUCCUGCAAAACCUGGAGAUACUUCAGAGAACUCAGUCAGCACCUAACUUCACUGACAUGCAGGCUAACUGUGUAGAUAUUUCAAAGAAAGACAAGCGGGUCACAAGACGCUGGAGAACAAAAAGUGUCAGCAAAGAUACAAAAAUACAACUGCAGGAAGGGCCACCCGCGAAGGGCCAGUUCAGCACGACCCGGCGCCGACAGAGGCUAGCAGCAGCCGUGGCCACAACAGUUCCUUUCAGUGCCACCAUGUCACCGGUCCGCCUGCACUCCUCCAACCCCAACCUGUGUGCCGACAUUGAGUUUCAGACUCCACCUAGUCACCUCACGGACCCUCUGGAAAGUUCAACAGAUUAUACAAAGCUGCAAGAAGAAUUUUGUCUCAUUGCACAGAAAGUGCAUUCUCUUUUGAAGUCUGCGUUUAAUAGCAUAGCUAUAGAGAAAGAAAAGCUGAAGCAGAUGGUUUCUGAGCAGGAUCACAACACAGGCCACAGCACACAGAUGGCCCGGCUCCGACAGUCGCUGUCUCAGAAUGAAGGAGCCAACAAAUCCUGGGCGCUCAACCAGAAUGCUGACCUGAGGAGCCGGCUGAACAGAAUACACUCAGAGUCUAUCAUUUGCGAUCAGGUUGUCAGUGUAAAUAUUAUUCCUAGCCCCGAUGAGCCUGGUGAGCAAAUCCAUGUCAGCCUCCCCCUGUCACAGCAAGUGGCCAAUGAGAGCCGCCUCUCCAUGUCGGAGUCGGUGUCUGAGUUCUUCGAUGCCCAGGAGGUGCUCCUGUCUGCGAGUUCAUCAGAAAAUGAGGCUUCCGAUGACGAGUCUUACAUCAGCGACGUGAGCGACAACAUAUCCGAAGACAACACCAGCGUGGCGGACAAUAUCUCUCGGCAAAUCCUGAACGGAGAGCUGACCGGGGGCGCCUUCAGGAAUGGCCGCCGCACGUGCCUGCCCGCUCCGUGCCCCGACACCAGUAACAUCAACCUGUGGAAUAUCUUGAGGAACAACAUCGGCAAAGACCUGUCCAAGGUCUCCAUGCCCGUGGAGCUCAACGAGCCGCUCAACACUCUGCAGCACCUGUGCGAGGAGAUGGAGUACAGCGAGCUCCUGGACAAGGCCUCGGAGACGGACGACCCGUACGAGCGCAUGGUUCUCGUUGCUGCAUUUGCAGUUUCAGGAUACUGCUCCACCUACUUCAGAGCAGGAAGUAAGCCAUUCAACCCAGUCCUGGGGGAGACUUAUGAAUGCAUUAGAGAAGAUAAAGGAUUUCGAUUUUUCUCAGAACAAGUUAGCCAUCAUCCACCCAUUUCUGCCUGCCACUGUGAAUCAAAGAAUUUUGUGUUUUGGCAAGACAUCAGAUGGAAAAAUAAAUUCUGGGGGAAGUCAAUGGAAAUCCUGCCUGUUGGAACGCUGAAUGUCACACUUCCAAGGUAUGGAGAUUACUAUGUGUGGAAUAAAGUGACCACAUGCAUACACAACAUCCUCAGUGGGAGGAGAUGGAUAGAGCAUUAUGGAGAAGUAACCAUUAGAAAUACCAAAAGCAGUGUUUGCAUUUGCAAACUCACAUUUGUCAAGGUGAAUUACUGGAACUCCAAUGUGAAUGAAGUUCAGGGGGUUGUGAUUGAUCAGGAAGGGAAGGUGGUACACCGGCUGUUUGGGAAGUGGCAUGAAGGACUCUACUGUGGUGUGGCCCCCUCAGCAAAGUGCAUCUGGAGACCAGGUUCCUUGCCAACCAACUAUGAGCUCUACUACGGCUUCACGAGGUUUGCCAUUGAACUCAAUGAGUUAGAUCCUGUACUGAAAGAUCUCCUUCCACCCACAGAUGCUCGAUUCCGGCCAGAUCAAAGGUUUUUGGAAGAAGGGAAUUUAGAAGCUGCAGCAGCAGAGAAGCAAAGAGUAGAGGAGCUGCAACGAUCGCGAAGACGGUACAUGGAAGAGAACAACCUGGAGCACAGACCAAAAUUUUUUAAAAAAGUUAUUGAUGCAAAUCAAAGAGAAGCCUGGGUUUCUAAUGACACCUACUGGGAGCUUCGAAAGGACCCAGGGUUUAGCAAAGUAGACAGCCCUGUUCUUUGGUGAACUGUAAACAGAGAGCUAGCCACCAUAUCACACUCUGAAUGAAUAAAUAACUAUGCACAAUGAUGUUUCUCAUAGCUACGCGUGGUUUCUGGGUCGACUGAAAACCUCCCAUUUGCUUUUCUAUUCAUCUUUAUAAUGGAUUUUCAGAAGUGCAUUAGACAAGGCCCCCCAACCACUUUUGGAUCCUUUCUGUUUUGCUGCAACCAUAUUCCUUAAAAAUAAAAUAAAAUAAAAUCCAUACCCUCCUCAGAAAGCAGAGAUAAAAUCCAAAGCCGGAAGAGUUGGUAAAAAUAAAUAAAUAAAUACUGUAACUGGUGCUUGAAGUUGAUCAGGAAGGUAAAGGACAGCGUACAGACUACCUGUUUGGCCUGUUGUCCGAAAGCGCCGGCCCUUCCACAGGCGCUGCCAGGCCACGGUGGUCAGUUGGUUCAGACUUCCAUGUGUUUGUGAUGUGGCGUACUUGUGCUGACGUCAGAACAGAUGUGCGUGAUGCUUCCCAGAACCUGUUCCAUCUUUAUGCCAUUUUCCAUGCCUUAAGAAACGCAAAGAUGUAUAAUAAACCAUUUUUAAACGUGUGCUUAUAGGUGUAUGUGAAGAACAGAUCUUUAGAAUCGUGGCAUGUUCACUUUCUCCAUCAGAAUGGCUCAGCUCACGCAGACGGAUUAACUGGGGGAACACCUGCUUUCCUCGAGAAGUCGCUUACUACAUGGUACAUGGCAAGAGGGACACGAUGUGCUAAGUAGAGCUCUGUUUCUACGUUUCUUGUUCAGUUCCUGUCUUGCAUCCAGGUAAUAAACCAUCCCUCUUCCAUCGACUCUCACAGUGUGCCCUGUUACUUGGCAAAGUGUAUUUGAUUUGGACAUUUGUCAUCAGUGUUAAAACUUUGGAAGGAAAUAAGAAUGUGGAGUUUCUGUGCAGGCUAAGCAGGACAGUCAAGUCACUGCUCCUGAGGGAAGCGCGAGGCAGGCAUGCGUACCCACGCUGCCCACACUCUUCACCCACCAGUGACCAACGCCAGGGUGCCGGCAGCCUGUGCACAUUGUGUAAAUGAAUCCUAUGCAAAAGCAUAUUUCCUUUUUUUAUCAGGUAAUUCCACAUGAUACACGGAGACAUAUUAAACAUUUACUUUGCUAGGAGCCAGGAUAUCAAAUUUAGGCAAAAGAAUUUAUUCAUCCCAAAGAAAUGGGGGAGGGGGACAAAAAUGUGGUUUUUGAAUACUUCCAGACUUGUUUUUUCUUCACAAAUACUCAGAAGUUUUUGUAGGAAUCUUGCAUCAGUAUUCCUAAGUUUAUGCACGUACAUAACUAUAUAAAUGCCUGUGUGUUUUUUAAAAAAAAUCUUCCUGGAGAUUUUCCUAGUGAAUUAUAAAAUUAUAUGUAUUGUUAGAAUUUUUAUUCUUAGACUCUUACCAUCAGAAUUUAAGUGUUACUUUAAACUCUGAUAAUAAGGUUAUUGACAUUUUAUAUUUUGUUAAGAGGUGUUAAUUUCAGUAUUAUUUCUCUCCAGCAAGCACUCCCAAUAAUGACUAAUUCACAGUCAAAAACUUGAUGAGAACAUAGAGGAAAACUCCAAACUUUCCACUAGAUGGCGCAACAUUUUAGUUAUCCUAAAAUCCAUGGCUCCUUUCAUCUAAAUCUACUUUCUGGGCACAGUUUUCAUUUCUUAGCAUGGAGUCCCAUUACCAAAGAAAAUUCCUUAAUCCUCCUCAGCUCGAAGCAUUCUAUGUAAACAGCACCUUUCUAUGCUUCUCAAUUCCUUUCUCCAUCUGAAAUGGGGAAAUGGAUUUUCUAGAUGGUUAUAAAAUCUUCCCCUUGUCAUUGAUUGCUUCUCUCUUCACUCAUCUUCACACCUUUUUAGGUGCUGCAUCUUCAGAUAUAUGCCUUUAACUUUAAUUGGAAUCCUAUUGACUUCCUCCCAGAAGCCAAUUUUUUAAUUGGGAAAGUUGAAAUACUCUUUAAGUGGCGCUGGCUUGUACUUCCUAGCAUCUCGCCAUCUCGCACUAGCCUGAGUAAGAGAAGGUGUGACAAGGAGAGGAGUGAGAAGGUGAGAGGUAUCAGGUGAGCAGAUGAAACGUGGCCAAUCGAAAAGCCAAAAAAGCAUCAGGACCCAUCAGGGACAUAACCACUAUGCCUGUCAUUGGGGUUAUAGCCGAGCAAAAGGGAAAAUAGUAGGCCAACCCCUUGACUAGAGAAUAAGCUCAGAUGAAAAUCUGAAUGACAAAUGUUGGUCAGCACUAACCUGAAACUUCAAUUAGGAUUUCAAGGUGAAAAUGAGAAAAUUGUGAUAGUAAUUAACCACAUUUCAUAAUAUUUCCCAUUUUGAAUCUGUUUGGGGAUUCAGAAACCCUAGUGAUGCCCAUUCAAAGAAUCCUUGGGCCUUAGCACCCCCUCUGCAUCUGACUCACUGUCUCUCAUGUGGAGCACGCGCCUCAUGCCCUUUGCAGCUUUACCUUCUGUUAGUACGGUGGUUGUGGAGAGACAUCCUGUGGGAAUUUUCACCUAUCAUAUUUGGGCUUUUGAAAUACAUAGCAGAAGAGUAGACUAUUAGCUUGUACUCUUGUUAAACAAGAUUUAUUUCCUUGACUUUUUGUUUGUUUUUGUUUUUGGAGGGAGGGUUUCACUCUAGUCCAGGCUGACCUAGAAUUCACUCCGUAGUCUCACGCUGGCCUUGAACUCACGGUGAUCCUCCUACCUCUGCCUCCCAAGUGCUGGGAUUAAAGGCAUGCGCCAUGACACCCGGCUACUUCCUUGAAAUUUUAUAUAAACCUUUAUAGUUCAGAGAUGUGUUUCGGUUUUUCCCUAAAAUGAUCCAGGACAGAGGAGGGCUUGAUAUGUCCUCACACCUCUCACUCAAUUCCCACGCUCCUUCCUCUCAUGAGAGCCAGUCGUCAAAGGCAGUGUUAGUAAAAAACAGCAACCCGCAGACCCGCUGGGCUGACAGAUGCCUGCCGCCAGCACUUCCAAAGGCUCGUGAAAACUAAUUACUUGAUUCUGAAUACUGCUACCCAAGUUGCAAAUUUACUCUUCAAUUUUACUGGCUGUUUUUUUUUUUUUUCUUUGCUUUUAAUUGCCAUUGUUUCUCAUGAGUUACCUCAAAAUACCUUCCCCAUAAUUUCCAGACAGAUGUAAAAAAUAAAGCUCAUUUCAGAUACCUUUCAUUGGUACUGAUCAGUUUAGUCACAUGUGAGUGGGGAACCAAGUGGAAUUUUCUGGGUAAGACAAAUCAAGGCAUUUUCAGUGCAAAGAAUGCCAAGUUGUCAAUGUCCCAAACCUUCUCCUCCUCUUGAUUAUUUCAGCCCCAUGCUCUUCAGCACUUCACAACAGAUCACUGACUUCUGUCCAGAUGAGCACUGGGGAGGGUCUCUAAGGAAGAAAACCUGACUUAAGUUGUUUUUCUUGAUCCUGGCUCCAGCUGUGACCAGAGAAGGGUUUAUUAUCAUUAUCUAAAGACCAUUUUUAUUAUUAUCUUGUGGUGGUUUUUAAUUACCCAUCAUGUCUAGUCUUGUUCUCUGCCACCCUAGAUAGUGAAGUGUUAGUGGACACAGAGCUACACACACACACACACACACACACACACACACACACACCCCAGGGGGUGUAAUAGACAUUUGCACUUGGCUCAGUAUAUUAUGAAUGUGGCACAGUAAAUAAGGUUUGUGUACAAAAAUAUUAGUUUAUUUCUACGAGAGCCAUUAUGUUCAGGAUAUAUAAAAUGUGUCUAAUUAAACCGUGAUGAAUAUAUUUUGUGUGCUAGACAUGUUGUCCUGAGGAAAGUAUGAAAAAAGUCAGUGAAGCCGAGAUUGAAGUGUUGGGUUUGUUUGUUCAUUUGAUUUAAAAUGAAAAUAAAAUAAAAUAAAAUAAAACCUUCCUUUUUUGGGAAGUACCACAUAACAAACCAGGAUACUCUAAAUUGUUGAGUUUAUCUGUAAAAUUUAAACUUGUAAGCUGUACAUUGUAGGACUCUUCCUCUAAUGGAAACUGACUUUGUUUAAUCUUAAUACAUCAUUUCAAGCACAUAUACCUGGUGGGAAGCUAUAAGGCCAUUUCUGUGGCCUGUGCUUUGAGAGUGAAUGCUAAACUGUGGGAGAAGGCUUUGGCUUCAGUUCUUCCAGCUUGACAUCCAAAGCAUGAAUCAUUUCAAAGUUGUAGCGAUGGCCUAAUGUGCCCAACCUCAUCCGCCAGUGAGGCUUCCUGAUUCAGGCAGCUUUCAGGUGACUCAGAAGUACUUACCUUCAAUCCCAUCCAUCCUACUGGAUUCAUUUUCUACAACCUCUGAUCCUAACAUAGAGAAGGGUCCACAUACAUCUGUUUGUUGUUUUGCACUGUCAUGCAGUGUUUGUGAAAUAUGAGGCAUUUAUGCAUAAUUUCAGAGUCAUUAAAUACUGGAAGCUAUUUCACUUACUCUUGCCCUGUUAAACACUAUUAUUUUUCAUGAAUUAACAUUUUCCUUAUAAAUACAUAUUAUUAGGCACUUUGGUUUCUCCAGAUUGGUAGGGAGAAAAAAAACAACAACAAAAAUGUUAUUUUCUACAACUUUUGUUUUUAGCCAUACCUUUCUAUUAAAAUAUAUUAGUGGUAACAAAAGAAUUUUUUUGUAAAAUGAGAUAUAAUCCUAUUUGAGUUCCAUCUGUUUCCUCUAAUACUUUUAGUUAACACAAUUAACAACCAGACUCAAUUUCAAUACUGUUCAAGGGGGAAUAAUACUGAAAUUACUACUCUUUUUAGCCACCCACUUUCCCUUAGUUAUUUACUUCCAGUUCUUUAGAAAUCAGAGCAGUUGGUAUAAAUUUUUCAAGCUUAAGUUAUAAUUAAUAUGUAAUAAGCACCACAUAUUUGAACCUUACAACUUGAUACUUACUGACUGUGUAAAUACUGUUGGCACCACCACCAUCACCAUAGUGCAUAUAUCUAUCACUGUCAGCUUUCCCCAGCCAUGGUGUAUUCUUCCCCUAUUCACUCUGAGACAAUUAUUGGUCUUCUUUUAUUAAAAUCUGCAUAUUUUCUUAUGUUUAUAGCAUAUGAGAUUUUCCUAGAUAUCUGAGUGCACAUGGGUUCCUGCCAACCCCUCCCAUGCCAUUAUCAAUAAAUCAAACGUCAGGAAAGAGGAUUCCAUUAAGUUGGUUCUGAUAGCCUGGUAAAAAUUUACAUUGGCUUAGAAGAUGAUACUUCAUUUCAAAAUGGCCAUGUAAAUUUAUGGAAUAUUUUACAUGCUUUGAGAGCUCUGAGUCAUGCUAACAUUGGAUGGACUUGAGAUGCGCAGGAGGUCCUAGGAAGUAUUUUUCUCAGGUGUGUAAAGAAAGCUCAACAAUCUGGAAUGACUGCUCUAAAGAUGAUGCUGACCUACUUAUGACUCACCUCACCAGCCUUCACUUUAUAUCACAAACUUUAAGUUAAAUUAUUUCAUACACAAAACCAUCUAAUUGUACAGAUGAAUGGGGUACCACGUGAUAUUUUCAAUACCAUUGUACAUUAUGCAAUGUUUGGAUCAAGUUAAACAUUAUUUUUCUUUGCAAAUACUGAUCAUAUCUUUACAGUGAAAAUUUUCAAAAUCCUUUCUAAUGGCUUUUUGAAGUGUAUAGUGCAUUACUGUCAUCUAUAGUCACCCUGCUGGGGUGGCAAACAUUUGACAUUUCCAGUCCUUAAGAAAGCUGCUUCUUGUGUUUUCUGAUGCCCUCACCCCUCAGCUGGGAACAGUUACUAAGCCCCAUUUAGAGAAAGAAGUGUGAGAACUUGCCAUUGAGGAAGCUGAAAGUUUAUUUCUUAUGUCCUGAACCCCAAAUCCCAUUACUUGAAAGUAGAAAAUGUUUCAGAGGUAAUCAAAUAAAGCAUAACAUUGGAUGGACUUGAGAUGCAGAGGAAGUCCUGGAAAAUAUUUAAUGUUCAUGAAAACAAAAGGAAACAAUAAGAGAAAUGAGAUCUAGGGGAGAAAAAUAUGUUCUCUUACAUGCUACAGGGAUGUGCUUGGAGAUGUGGAUGGAUCCUAGGUGGGGCUUAAAAAUUGCCUUAGCUGUUUCUUUACUGAAUCCCUAGUUACCCUCCAAUGACUAAGUUAAUAGAUCUAGGAGCCUGGCCAAACCAAAACAAAAAAGAUUGUAAAAAGCCUUCUCCAUCCCCAGGUAACUAUAAGAUACAAGCAGGAUGAGUGUGUACCUAACUCCCAUUUCACUAUCCCUGCCCCAACCUCAGCUUUCUUUUUAGUUCUGAUAAUAGUGCUCAGGUGCCAGCAAGAAAGUCUGGUUCAGGAACCAAAAACAAGAGCUGAGAAUGUGGCAGCAUGUUUGCCUAGAACAUGCAAGGCCCUGGGUUCUGUAGCCAGAAUUACAAAAGUCACACACGUGUAUACACACACACAGAGAAAGACACAAAGAACUCAGUGACCUCUGACUCAACAUUGCUACUCUAUCACCCUGACUUCUGCCCCAAAGCCAGUGCUAUAAGAAGAAGACAGAAUCGGGAAGGCACCACUCUGAAACGAAAAGAUGAAUAUUAGGCCAGAGAAAUGCUCAAGUGCAUUUCUGGAGGCAUUCUCACCAGCCAGAUGACCAGACUGUGGCCCUCAAAGCCUAAAACAUCUGUGCCUCCCCUCCACUCCCUCCAGGUCUGGUUUUGUGUUCAGUGGAUUGAUGGUCCUGGCUGGUAUGAAAGCCAAAACAAAAUGCUCCCACAAAGCCUCCUCCUGAUGGACAGUUUCACAGCCAGGUUAGCAGCAUGUCCUUUGCAUCAGCUUCUUCUCCAAACAUGAUAUAGUUUGAAAAAAACCCAACAUGAUUUUUUAUUUUAUUUUAUUUUUUGCUUAUAAUUGAAUGUGUAAUGAUGAUGGUCAUGUACUGUUAGGUGACAUAUGGUCAACCUGAGACAGAAAAGCGUUAUCUUAUAUAACAAAUAGAAUGUCAACCAACUUUCCACAGAAAAGAAUUUGCAGUUAAAUUUCCUAACAAUGGAUAAUUCUUCAUGGGAAAAAAAAAAUGGUUAAAUCUGUGCCACCUCAAGAAUUGUGCCUCCUCAAUGAAUGUUGUCUACAAGAAUGUUACAUUCGUAAAUGCCCAGAAACUCAAUAAAUUUUAAAUGAAUUGUAUAAAGA
This is a messenger RNA of Jaculus jaculus (lesser Egyptian jerboa), 10352 nucleotides long. It is a transcript of the gene Osbpl6, whose product is annotated as oxysterol binding protein like 6. The record is from RefSeq and is a predicted model, not a curated record. Gene Ontology annotation, cellular component: plasma membrane; perinuclear endoplasmic reticulum; cytosol. Gene Ontology annotation, molecular function: cholesterol binding. NCBI's taxonomy places the organism in Eukaryota, Metazoa, Chordata, Mammalia, Rodentia, Dipodidae. Bases 369 to 3272 code for a protein of 967 amino acids. The transcript has 26 exons.